UGUCCAGUCACUAAAGCAGAAAACAGUACUUCCCUCAUGUUCAAAACCCCCUUUUUCCACUACUGCAGUCAUAAGAGCUGUUUCCAUUUCCCUGCAUUUGCUCAGCUACAUCACAGCUUGCCCUGCUCUGAGCAUGAGGUUGGACUGCUGCCUUUAGCAUCUGAUAGAAAGAAAACUGAAGGAGAAAUCGGGAGAACAUCCACUGGGAGAAGCCAGAUCCAGACUUCAAAACAUUUUCCCUAAAAAAGUGCUGCAAAUCCUGGGUUUUUUUCUACCAUGAUAUGGAAAACUUACCAAAAGUACUUCAUGUAGGAAUCUGUGAUCUAACAACUGUAAGAAUACUGGAGGAUCCAAGAGAAUUUUUUACAAGCUAAAGAAACUGAGGUUUUUCUUGGGGAAAAGAUCACAGGGGAGGUGGAUCACUCCCCUCACUGAACAUCUUUCAUCCAGAAAGUGCACAGCUCAGGGCAACAUGUAGGCAGUGCCUCCACUAACUUAAAAGGCAGAGAAGAUCCAGUAAAUAAGCACUGGAGCACAGAUUUUGAUAAAAAGAAACAGUGAAAUGCAAAACUGUGAGCUUAUAGACCUCAGGAGUUUGAGAGAUUCAUUACUCCUUUUGCUCAUAUCUGGUUAUAACAACCAACAUGUUGUUACUGUAUUCCUGGAGUUUUGGAAGUGGAGGAAAAUGAUUCCAAUUUAGUGGUCAAUGAAUGAGCAGUGGGAAUAGACUGCUCCUCUGCCAGCUCUGUCCCACCUGCACAGGCCAUGACCAGCUCUCUCCAAGCUGAGUGUCCCUCUGCAUUUACCUUCCAGGGGAGCAAGAGCCCUUCACUGAAAUCCUCCCACGAUGCUGGGGCUGCUGCUGCUGCAGGUGUUGGCCAGCUGCCUCUGGCUGAAACACAGCAAGGUGGUGACAUCCUUUGCAAGUCCUCAGUUUUUCUACAACAAUGCUACUCCAAGUAAUGCCCUGCUGGCACAGAACCCAGCCUGGAUCUGCCAGCACUACAAGAACCAGUAUAACUUUGCCACCCUGUACGACAGGAAGAUGCAUACUCCUCUCUACUCUGCUUGCAUCUACCAGCCUGGACCUGGAAGCAGAUCUAAAUCGUGGUUUGUUGAGCCCCAGCUGAUCAACCCAACUUAUGACAAAGAUAUGGAUACAGAGAGCUCCGUUGAAAAGAAAUACAAGAUCACUCCACAGCAAAUUGGCCAGAGUCAGGCUAUUAACCAAGACUACAACAGGCUCCAGGGUUUGGACCGUGGUCACCUGAGCCCCAGUAGCCACCAAAGUGGCAACAACAGCAAGUGGGCUACCUUCACCCUCACCAACACAGUGCCCCAGCACAGCACACUCAACAAGGGCCAGUGGAAAGAUUACGAGAAUCAAACGAUGGCUCUGAAAACCCAGGGCUGUAAAAUCACCUUCGUGAACGGUGCUGUGCCUGGGAACAACUACAGCUCCAAUAAGAGGGUUAAUGUGCCCAGCCACAUCUGGUCAGCUGCCUGCUGCCAGACCAGCACCAGGAUGAACACUUGGGCAGUCAUUGCUGAAAACAACAAGAAUCAGGUCCAGAACCUCACACUGGCACAACUGGAGACACACUUGUCCCAGCUCUACGGGAGGGGACAGGAUUCUCUGUUCCACAGUGCCUGUCCCCGCUAGCAAACCUCAUAUCCUGGGUGGAAAAGGCUCGUGAGAUUUUCCCACAUGUCAUAGGAUCACAGAAUGCUUUGUGGUUUAUGGGACUUUGAAGAUCAUCUUGUUCCAUCCC
Molecule: messenger RNA, 1772 nt
Organism: Taeniopygia guttata (zebra finch)
Lineage: Eukaryota; Metazoa; Chordata; Aves; Passeriformes; Estrildidae
Source: RefSeq, a predicted model, not a curated record